Molecule: messenger RNA, 2548 nt
Organism: Carcharodon carcharias (great white shark)
Lineage: Eukaryota; Metazoa; Chordata; Chondrichthyes; Lamniformes; Lamnidae
Gene: tap1
Product: transporter 1, ATP-binding cassette, sub-family B (MDR/TAP)
Exons: 12
Coding region: 62-2245 (727 amino acids)
Biological process (GO): transmembrane transport
Cellular component (GO): membrane
Molecular function (GO): ATP binding; ABC-type oligopeptide transporter activity; ATP hydrolysis activity
Source: RefSeq, a predicted model, not a curated record
ACAGAGGCUGCCAGACCUGUUGAGAAUGUAUGGACUCUGAGGGCUAACUCCUGGACUGAAGAUGACUGAAUUCAGUCCCCUAAUCUAUGUGCUCCUGCUGGAUGUUAGUGCUACCUGGAUCCUGAGUAUCAGCCUGCAACACUGGAGCCUGUGUGAGCCAGUGCUGGCUCUCUGGCUCACAUCACUGCUGCGGCUGGGCCUGCUAUGUGCCUUACUCCAAGCUUUCCCACAGUGCGCAUUGAGGCUCUCGGCCUGGCUACAGUGGAGGGACCUGUACUGGAUGCUGGCUAUGUCCUGCCUACUCACUCCAGUGUACGUCAGCCUGACGAUGGCUGCUCAGGUCCCCUCGGGUGAACUCCUGUAUGGAUCCCACAACUGGAGUGUGCUGGCCCUCAACUACGUCACCACGGGCCUGGUCUUCCUCUUUUGCCAGCACUUCCUCCCGGACCAGAACUCAGUGGAUAAGGCGGGAUCGAGGGGCACCCUGACCAGAUUGCUGUCUUACAUGAAGCCGGAUAUCGGCCGGUUCCUCCUAGUGGCUGUCUUCCUGGUCCUGUCAUCACUGGGGGAGAUGGCGAUACCCUAUUACACUGGGCGGAUGACAGACUGGGUGAUGAAUGAAGAGGACCCAUCAGCAUUCACCAAUUCCAUCAUAGCUAUGUCCCUUAUCACCAGUGGCAGUGCUUUGACGGAGUUUGUUUGUGACUGUAUCUAUAAUGUUACAAUGACUGGGAUCCACACUCGUUUCCAGAGCUCUGUGUUUCGAUCUGUGGUGCAGCAGGAGAUUGCCUUCUUCGACACUGUGCACACAGGUGAUAUCACGUCUCGUGUCACCACGGAUACGAACACAAUGAGUGAGUCGUUGACAGAGAAGUUGAGCCUGCUGAUGUGGUAUCUGAUGCGGGCGGGCUGUCUCCUUGUCUUCAUGGUCAACUUGUCAUUUAAGCUCACCCUUUUCACAAUCAUCGGGACGUUCAUCAUCAGCAUCAUCCCUAAGUACACCGGAAAGUACUAUCAGAAACUCUCUGCCGAGGUACAGGAGUCUCUUGCGAACGCUAAUGAUGUUGCAGUGGAAACCUUUUCAUCCAUGAAGACUGUGCGCAGCUUUGCGAGUGAGGAUGGUCAGGCUCGGCGAUACGCUGACCGUCUUGAGGAUACCUACAGACUCAAUAAGAAGGAGGCAGCAGCCUACGCUGGCUUCAUGUGGACGAACAGUCUCUCGGACCUGGUGCUGAAAGUUAGCCUCUUGUACUGCGGUGGUUGCCUGGUGGCAACAGGAAAUGUCACAACUGGGGAUCUCGUCUCCCUCAUAUUCUACGAGCUGCAGUUUACCACGGCUGUUGAGGUCCUGAUGUCAGUCUACCCGAAUGUGAAGAAAGCUAUUGGGGCCUCGGAGAAGGUUUUCGAAUAUAUGGAUCGUACGCCUGCCCUUUCCACAGUGGGGACCCUUGCCCCUGAUAGGCUGAGAGGCCACAUUCAGUUCAAUAAUGUGACGUUCGCCUACCCCACGCGAGCAGACACCCAAGUGUUGAAGAAUGUGUCCUUUGAGCUGAAGCGUGGAGAGAUCACAGCCCUGGUGGGUCCCUCUGGUGGCGGGAAGACUACCUGUGUGGCUCUGCUGGAGCGAUUUUAUCAACCACAGUCUGGAGAGAUUCUGCUGGAUGGGAUACCAAUUGAGGAAUAUGAACACAAAUAUUAUCAUAACAAGGUGGCUCUUGUGAGUCAGGAGCCCGUGCUGUUUGCUCGCUCAGUGGAGACAAACAUUGCCUACGGACUUGAUGGGAAACCCACGCAAGCGGUAAAACGUGCAGCGGAGCGCGCUGAUGCUGACCGGUUCAUCUCUAAACUGAAAGAUCAAUAUAAAACCGACGCUGGUGAGAAGGGCGGCCAGCUGUCUGGGGGACAGAAACAGCGAGUAGCCAUUGCACGUGCUCUAAUCCGAGACCCCCAGGUGCUGAUCCUCGAUGAUGCCACCAGCUGCCUGGACGCAGAGAGUGAACACACGGUCCUGCGAUCUGUUUACGAUGGAGAUGGGGAUCGUGCAGUGCUGGUAAUUGCCCACCGCCUCAGUACGAUAGAGAGAGCUGACUGGAUUGUGGUGCUGGAGGGCGGGAUUGUGGUGGAACAGGGGACUCACGAGGAGCUACGAGAAAGGGGUGGCUGUUACCAGAGGCUGCUCCGCAAACACUUCCAGGGCUUUGGAAAGAGGAUGGCAGAUGAAGAAAUAGAUGAAAUAGAGAAUUGAAAGAACGGGAGUGUGUAAUAUUUAGUAGUGGGCUGCCUAUGUUAGGCUGGGAUGUCACAGCACAGAGACACAGACAGGGACCAGUCGCAGAUAGAGACCAGAUGCAGACAGAGGCCAGACACAGGGCCCAGUCUGAGUGAUCAGACAGAUUUUUCAUGGCAACUCCUUGACUUUGCAUAUCAAAUGAAGUAUUACAUGUCACCCUGCAUUGUAAACAGCCUGUUGAAUGAUUAGCUUUUAAAUAUUUUGAUGUUUCUGAUGUUACUGAGGUAGGCACUGUUCAAUAAAGAAUACUUGCUGAAA